Messenger RNA from Capsaspora owczarzaki ATCC 30864, 1690 nucleotides. Its product is annotated as solute carrier family 25 member 40. Lineage: Eukaryota; Filasterea; Ministeriida; Capsasporidae. The transcript is spliced from 6 exons. Gene Ontology annotation, biological process: mitochondrial transmembrane transport. The record is from RefSeq and is a predicted model, not a curated record. Bases 98 to 1624 code for a protein of 508 amino acids.
CAGUGAUACGUCAGUCCUUCAUACUUUGACACUCUUCUUUGACAGUGCGCACCACCAAAGGUCGGGUCAUCAUCGUUCUCAGCCCGCCAACAUUAGCAUGUCGUCCUCGUCGGUCGAUGCACGGCUGGACUUUCGGCCUGCAUCCGCCUCACCCCUGGUCUCAAUACACGACCGCAGCACUCUGGCGGAUGCGAGUGGUGGCAGCGAUCCGCGGCUGAGCGGCGCGUACGUGACUCCGCUCCAGCAGAUGGCUGCGUCGUGCGCCGGCGCGCUGCUCACCUCACUCGUCUCAACCCCGCUCGACGUCGUCCGCAUUCGCCUGCAGAGUCAAGCAAUCAGCCACAUCUCCAGCACUGCUUCUGCUGCUGCUGCUGCUGCUGCUGCUGCGACGACUGGUGCUGCGUCAUCAUCAUCAGCAGCAGCCUCCAUGUCCGCUGCCGACCCGUUCGCCCGUGCCUGGGCUGCCCAUGCGACGUCGACUGCUCCGUCAAGUGCAGCCGCGCUCCUGCCGCACCGUCGCCAGAUUGUCUGCAUUGUGAGCCAAUCCAGACCAUCCCCAGGCGCUGCACUGUCGGCCAGUCUGACUGCUGUGGCCACGAGGGCGCCUCCCGCUGCCGCUACUGCUGCUGUCUCGGCGGUCGAAUCAGCCUCAAUGGCUGCCGCGGACGGCACAGUCCGAUACGUUGUUAUUCUAUGCAAUGGUCUGAUGGAUCACGUCUGCAACGUCUGCUUCCCUGCGCACAAGCCAGAGGCCGCUCGGCUAAACGGAACGUUCGACGCACUCACAAAAAUCGCACGGCAGGAGGGAUUCUCGAGCUUGUGGCGUGGAUUGUCUCCAACACUGCUGAUGGCUGUUCCUGCCACAAUGGUUUAUUUCACAGCCUACGAGCAAAUCCGUGACUGGAUGAAACAUUCGUCGAUCGUGGGAGGCUCUGGCUGGGAGCCUCUGCUUGCCGGCGGCGUGGCGCGUGUUGCGUCUGCCACCUUCAUCUCACCUUUAGAGCUGUUCCGUACCAAGAUUCAAUCAACCACUAGCAAUUACAAUUAUCGACAGCUAAUCCAAUCAGUACGGCAGUCCGUCAAAACAACCGGUAUCUCUUCGUUAUGGCUAGGAUUAGGACCUACUCUACUCCGUGAUGUUCCAUUUUCUGCUCUGUAUUGGUGGGGUUAUGAAACUACCCGAAGCCUAUUUGUGGAUGGGCUUACCAAUCGUGGAUACGCUAUGGACGGGACAACAUCCUUUGGUGUCUCGUUCGCCGCCGGAGCCGCUUCUGGCAUGGUUUCGGCGGCUGUCACAACCCCAUUCGAUGUUAUUAAAACGAGGAGUCAAAUACAACUAGGGCAGCUUGUAUCAAGUGGACCAGUUCAAAUGUCAACAGCUCGCGAGAUUGCGCGCGACUUGUACCGAACUGGAGGCGUAUCAUCGCUGUUUGUCGGUUUGACAGCACGUUGCGCCAAGGUCGCCCCGGCAUGCGCUAUCAUGAUUAGCUCUUAUGAACUCGGAAAGAGCUUUUUCGGCAAUCGAAACAAGCAACGCGCUCUACAAGAACAAUAUCAACUGCUGCCUCCAAGUCUUCUCGCAGCUGUAGGCGACGUGCCACACAAUGACAUGCACUCAAAAUAAUCCACAUGUAAUCAGCAGCACACGAAUUUUUUUUAAAAAAAUACAGAUAUAUUCCUGAGCGAGCAA